Molecule: messenger RNA, 198 nt
Organism: Ilyonectria robusta
Lineage: Eukaryota; Fungi; Ascomycota; Sordariomycetes; Hypocreales; Nectriaceae
Exons: 1
Source: RefSeq, a predicted model, not a curated record
CAAAGGACGACACUAGAAGAAUAUCUGUACAACUGCCACUUCUACUUCUACAAGAAACUCGGGCUCGCUGACAAAUCCAAGUCAUCGACGGGAUUUACGAAGGUCGAGGGUAAAUACUAUCCUAAGUGGCUUCGUCCCUGGACCAGCUUUACCAACACCCAGCGACAACAUCAUUUUGAGGCCAUCAGGACGGUCUGU